ACAGUAUCAAGGAAACGCUUAUAUAGCAAACUAGCCUUAGAAGCACAGUAUCGUACUUAAAAGCAACAAACAAGAAUAUUAGCUUCCUCGUCUUUUUGCGAAUACAGCUGAAUAGCAAAUGAAGGAACAAGUCUACACCAACACGCAACCCGUAAAAAUUUGCGGAAUUGACUUUGGUGUUUUCGACCAUGUAGACAUGGCUAAACUUUCUCAUGUACGACUAGUUAAUUCCCAACUUUUCAGCCCUUCUGAUAGAAGCCCUUUAAAAUUUGGUGUGUUGGACAGGAAGAUGGGCGUUUGUGACAGGACCAUUGACUGCGAAACGUGUGGUGCAAAUCUUCGUGACUGUCCUGGUCAUUUUGGUCAUGUGGAACUUGAGUUGCCGGUGUAUCAUAUCGGUUAUGCUUCGUUUAUUUUCAAGAUCCUGCAGUGCAUCUGCAAAGUCUGUAGCCGCGUGUUAUUACCUCAAGAUCAGAAGAUGCAACACAUUAGACGCUUCAGAGACAAAAAUAUCGACAUGUUACUUAAGAAGGAAUUUUUCAAAAAGCUGUUAGCUCUUUGCUUGAAGGUCACUACUUGCCCUUAUUGCAAUUCUCCUAACGGAAAAGUAAAAAGGGUGUCCCCUUGGAAAUUUGUCCAUGAAAAACACACGCAGAAAGGCGAAAAGGGCGCGCUGCUUCUUUUGGAAUCGGGCCAGUCAGUUUCGGACUUGAAGACUUUGCUUGGCCGAACUCCCGAACUUAUCAAUCCUCUGCGGUGUAGAGAACUUUUUCAAAACAUUUCAAACGAUGAUUACGAGUUGUUGCUUUUGGAUGCAAAAAGAUGCUCUCCAGAAAUGUUUUUAUUAAAUUACAUUUCAGUCCCUCCUCUGUGUAUCAGGCCUUCGAUUCCGAGUGCUCUCGGGGGCAGUAACGAGGAUGAUCUGACUAUCACUAUGAGAGAGAUUAUCGAUAUCAACUCGCGGCUGAAGCAGAUGAUAGCACGUGGUCAUAACCUCGCGGCGAUUAUGCAGGAGUGGGACCAUUUGCAGUACACUACCGCCAUCUACUUCAUGGGCGAGAUUUCCGGCCUUUCUAGGACUCAACCUAACCAGAAGCCAAUCAGGGCUCUCAGUACCCGUCUGAAAGGAAAGACUGGCCGGUUCCGAGGGAAUUUGUUAGGAAAGCGAGCUGAAUUCACCGCGAGAACUGUUAUUUCGCCCGACCCGAAUAUACGGAUCGACGAGGUGGCAGUUCCUGUGAAGGUAGCCAAAGUGUUAUCGUUUCCCAUGCGCGUGACGGCCCACAACAUGGAAGAGUUGAAACAGAUGAUUAUCAAUGGCCAAGACAUUCACCCAGGAGCCAAUCGUGUGCUUUCUAAACAUAAAGAUCGUAGCUAUUACUUGGCUACGUCGCGUCUGCAACGCAUGAAAAUCGCAGAUGCCUUGGAAUGCGGGAUGGUGGUGGAGAGGCACGUGGUCGAUGGCGAUGUUGUCCUCUUCAAUCGUCAGCCUUCCCUGCACCGUUUGUCCAUCAUGGCGCAUUUUGCACGUGUAAUGCCUGGCAAAACAUUUCGGUUCAAUGAGUGCGUGUGCGGCCCGUACAAUGCCGACUUUGAUGGAGAUGAGAUGAAUUUGCACGUUCCACAGACCGAAGAGGCAAGGGCUGAGGCCCUGACUCUUAUGGCGACUAAACAUAAUCUAAUUACCCCGAGGAACGGAGAGCCCGUUAUUGCUGCCAUUCAGGACUUUAUUACUGCCUCUUAUUUUUUGAGCCGGAAGGACGUCUUUUUCGACCGCUCGCAAUUUACACAACUUUGCUUCUAUUUCAGCGGAGGCGACUACACUAUCGAUUUACCUCCACCGACUAUUUUAAAAGUUUAUGACUCCACACCUCCUUGCGACUCUCACCUAAUUCCUUUGUUAAAGCCCAUCGUGCUGUGGACAGGAAAGCAGAUAUUCGAUUGCUGGCUGAAGCCCAAUAAAAACUGUCAUGUGUUAGUCAACUUGAAGGCGCAAGGCAGGACAAAGUCGGGCCAGAAACAGGGCAGCAGACGGUUCAUGUGUCCAAGAGAUAGCUUUGCGAUAAUAAGGAAUAGUGAGCUCUUGUGCGGUGUAAUGGAUAAAACAUUGGUGGGCGGAAGCAAGUCUAGCGUUUUCCAUAUUCUUCUACGUGACUAUGGCGUCGAUGUCUGCGCAGAUAGGAUGAGCCGAUUGGCUAGACUGUGCUCUCGCUUCUUAGGCAGUAGAGGCUUUUCCAUUGGUGUGUCAGACGUCAUUCCAGGCAAACGCUUGUUUGGUUCGUUUUCGAUGGGCACAUUAGUAUUAUGUUAUAAGUGCAUAUCAGCAUUUAAAGAGAACCUGGUAAGAAGAGGCUACGAAAAGUGCAAUCGUUAUAUUAAGGACUACCAAGAAAAAAAGUUGAACCUCCAACCUGGUCUAAACGAGUUGGAAUCCCUGGAAGCUAAGUUAAACGGCACGCUCUCGGCCAUCCGAAAAGAUGCUGGUGACGUUUGCCUUACUGAGCUCCCCCGGUACAACGCUCCCAUGUUGAUGGCGCUUUGCGGCUCUAAAGGUUCGGACAUUAACAUUUCGCAGAUGAUCGCCUGCGUUGGACAGCAAACCGUCAACGGUACGCGAAUACCUAAUGGGUUUGAAGACCGUUCGCUACCACAUUUUCAUAGACACUCCAAAGCACCUGCAGCUAAAGGGUUCGUUGAAAACAGUUUUUUUUCUGGGUUAACGCCCACAGAGUUUUUCUUUCACACUAUGGGUGGGCGAGAGGGUCUUGUAGAUACAGCCGUCAAAACUGCGGAAACGGGGUAUAUGCAACGCCGAUUAACUAAAGCUUUAGAAGACCUUUGCGUUAUGUACGACAACUCUGUGCGUAAUAGCCUCGGCGAAGUUGUUCAGUUUAAAUACGGAGACGAUGGACUUGAUCCAGCCAAUAUGGAGGGAAAAGACCAACCCUGCGACUUUCAACGGGUUUACAUGCAUGCGAAGUAUAAAACUCGCAGAAAGGAUAACAUCUCGCGUGGCCUCUCCUCUAGCGAGUUAACUGCUCUAAUGAACCAAUAUAUUAACUCUCCCCUAUUGGAGUCUUGCAAUCCUCUUUUUAAGAACAAUAUGCGGGCCUUUCUUCAUAGAAAAAUCCAGAAGAUUCAUGCUCUCACUGAGCAGGCUAUGAAAAUGCAUAAUAGCAAACAGCAGAGAACGCGCCUUCGCCUAAUUGAACAAACAAAAAGGAUUACUGGGCCUCAUCUUGCAGAAUUCUUCAAAAUUUGUGCUCAAAAGUAUGAACGGUCCAAAAUGGAACCCGGUACUGCCGUUGGAGCACUGGCCGCUCAAAGCAUUGGGGAGCCCGGAACACAAAUGACUUUAAAAACCUUUCAUUUUGCCGGUGUCGCUAGCAUGAACAUUACUCUGGGUGUUCCUCGUAUUAAGGAAAUAAUCAACGCAACCAGAAAUAUUCACACGCCGAUCAUUACAGCCGAGCUCGUAAACGGCGAAUCUGUGGGGUUUGCCCGCGCUGUCAAGGGGAAAAUUGAAGUUACUUUCUUAAAGGAUGUCUCUCAGUACAUUCAGGAGGUCAUCCACUGCGACGUCUGCUACAUUACUAUCAAGCUUGACAUGGCAAGAAUUGAGUUGUUGAAGCUUGAAGUUACGGUCAACACUGUAAUGGAUUCACUGCUUUCCAGUUCCUCGAAGCUAAAGUUGAGCGCUCAGGUGGAUGUCCAGCCCUCUCAGAACGAUCUGAUUAAGGUGUAUGUGCCGACUUCCGAGUCGAACUUGCUUUAUCGACUGCAGUCACUAAAAAGGAGGCUUCCGCAUGUAGUGAUAGCGGGCAUUCCUAGCAUAUCUAGGGCGGUAAUCAACGACAGAGGCUCUGCUUCCAGCGCCCUUCCUCGGUAUAAUCUGCUAGCAGAAGGGGUCGGCUUGAGGAGAGUCAUGACCACACGAGGUGUUAACGGGCUGCAGACUGAGACGAACCACAUCAUGGAGAUGGUGGACGUUAUGGGAAUCGAAUGUGCAAGAGCGACCAUCAUCGACCAGAUCCAGUACACCAUGUCUGAGCAUGGCAUGCAGAUUGAUACCCGGCAUACCAUGCUACUGGCCGACCUGAUGACCUGCAAGGGUAAAGUCCUCGGCAUCACACGCUUCGGUAUAGGCAAAAUGAAGGACAGCGUUCUGAUGCUCGCCUCCUUCGAGCGCACCAGCGAUGUUCUUUUCGACUGUGCACGUCAUGGGAUGACCGACCCCCUCAAUGGCGUGAGCGAAUGCAUCAUACUGGGGAUGCCCAUGAACAUCGGCACUGGCCUGUUCAAACUCUUGAAGGAAUACGAAAAACCAGUUUUCCCGUCGAGGCCUUUAUUAUUUGAUGUGCCUUCCCUCCAUCUCCCUCACUAA
Messenger RNA from Zophobas morio, 4384 nucleotides. Its product is annotated as DNA-directed RNA polymerase III subunit rpc1-like. The coding region runs from base 119 to 4384 and encodes 1421 amino acids. The transcript has 36 exons. Gene Ontology annotation, molecular function: DNA binding. Gene Ontology annotation, biological process: DNA-templated transcription. NCBI's taxonomy places the organism in Eukaryota, Metazoa, Arthropoda, Insecta, Coleoptera, Tenebrionidae. The record is from RefSeq and is a predicted model, not a curated record. Gene Ontology annotation, cellular component: RNA polymerase III complex.